Messenger RNA from Phanerochaete carnosa HHB-10118-sp, 1375 nucleotides. RefSeq lists its product as uncharacterized. The record is from RefSeq and is a predicted model, not a curated record. Gene Ontology annotation, molecular function: ferrous iron transmembrane transporter activity. The transcript has 8 exons. Gene Ontology annotation, cellular component: mitochondrial membrane. Gene Ontology annotation, biological process: iron import into the mitochondrion. NCBI's taxonomy places the organism in Eukaryota, Fungi, Basidiomycota, Agaricomycetes, Polyporales, Phanerochaetaceae. The coding region runs from base 244 to 1146 and encodes 300 amino acids.
CUCACAUCCGUUCAGGAGCAGAGCCCCGGCAUCGUCCCAGAGCCGCACCCGCUGCACUACGGGAGCUCGUAGCGACUAUCGCCGACGCGGUUGCAAUUUCAGUGUUUUCGUCCCGCCCUUCAACCCAGACCCGCGCAUCCUGCGUUUGCCUCUGUCCGUCACAAGCCGGCAGAGCCUCGCCCGUGGAAUACCGUCCAGAUGUCAUCCGUUGUGGCAGCAGCAGCGACCGCGCCGAUGGAGGUGAUGGACGGUGUGGGGGAGAUCGAGUACGAAGGUCUCCCGCCGAACGCAGGCCUUGGCGUGAACAUGAUGGCCGGUGCUUUGGCAGGAAUAACAGAACACGCAGUUAUGUUCCCUGUGGAUAGCAUUAAAACGCGAAUGCAAGUCUUCGCGACCUCUCCCGCGGCGGUGUACACGGGCAUCGGGAACGCCUUCACGCGGAUAUCAUCCACGGAGGGUAUGCGGGCAUUAUGGCGUGGUGUUAGCUCCGUUAUCAUGGGUGCCGGGCCCGCACACGCCGUGCAUUUCGGCGCGUACGAGGCCGUAAAGGAGAUGAUGGGUGGAAAUGUGCAAGGCAGCCAGAAUCAGUGGAUAGCGACUUCCCUGGCUGGUGCCUGUGCAACGGUCGCAAGUGAUGCUCUUAUGAAUCCUUUCGAUGUCAUCAAGCAACGAAUGCAAGUCCACGAGUCUCAAUUUCGCUCUGCUUUCACCUGUGCACAGACAGUAUACCGAACAGAGGGUCUAUCAGCCUUCUACGUCUCUUACCCGACAACACUGACGAUGACAGUGCCCUUCACGGCCGUGCAAUUCACCGUGUACGAGCAGAUCAAGUCGUUCCUGAACCCGUCGGGCGUGUACUCGCCUGUGACACAUAUCGUCUCCGGCGGCCUCGCGGGUGCCGUCGCGGGCGCCGUCACGACACCGCUCGACGUUGCGAAGACGCUACUCCAGACACGCGGGACGAGCACGGAUACCGAGAUCAGGUACGCGAGCGGCAUGAAGGACGCGUUCCGGAUCAUCUGGGAGCGCGACGGGCUCAAGGGCUUCGCACGGGGACUUACGCCACGUGUGCUCACGUUCAUGCCCAGCAACGCCCUGUGUUGGCUCUCAUACGAGUUCUUCAAAGCCGCAAUACGCACCGACUAGUGUGUGGCAGACGCCGUAGACUUCUUCUGCUUUGUGCUUCGUUGUUGACAUGCUAUGUUUUCAUGAUCAUAUCCUAUUAUGUUCUCCACGGGGUUUAAUGAUAGGCUAGUCAUGUCCCAUCCUGUCGCAUCUCACAUGGUUUGCACCGACAUCCUACAUGGCCUGAUUAUUGACUAGACUAGAGCUUUGCGUUGGGUGCAGACUAAUACAAAAAGAAACAUAGUAUUGC